GCCCGGAAGCAGCGGAAGCGGAUGAGGGAAGCGCUGCCCCGGCCCUGGGGGGCGGCGCGCAGCUGCAGGAGCUUCGGCCUCCUCCGGGCCACUGCGCGGCCCUCAUGCGGCGCCCUUGCUGACACCUGAAGUCUGCCGCUCGCCGUCCUCCUCGGGACCGCGGGGUCGCCUGGCCCGCCGCCCUUGGCGGUUGAAGUCGUCGUCUUGCGGGCCCGCGGCGGCCGCCCAUGGAGAAGUCCGGGCGGGGAGGCGAUGGCGCCCCCCGGGGGCCUGUACUGCACAUCGUGGUGGUUGGCUUUCAUCACAAGAAGGGCUGCCAGGUUGAAUUCUCUUACCCACCCCUGAUUCCAGGAGAUGGACAUGACAGCCACACUUUACCUGAAGAAUGGAAGUAUUUGCCCUUCCUUGCCUUACCAGAUGGCGCACACAACUACCAGGAAGAUACUGUAUUUUUUCACUUGCCACCCAGAAAUGGAAAUGGAGCUACAGUAUAUGGUAUCUCCUGCUAUCGGCAAAUUGAAGCCAAGGCAUUGAAAGUGCGGCAAGCAGAUAUCACCAGAGAGACGGUUCAGAAAAGUGUCUGUGUUCUAAGCAAGUUGCCUCUCUAUGGCUUGCUUCAAGCAAAACUUCAGCUCAUUACACAUGCAUAUUUUGAAGAGAAGGAUUUUUCCCAAAUUUCCAUUCUAAAGGAGCUUUAUGAACAUAUGAAUAGUUCCUUGGGAGGAACUUCAUUAGAAGGAUCCCAAGUAUAUCUUGGUCUGUCUCCUCGAGAUCUUGUGCUUCAUUUUCGACAUAAGGUCUUAAUCCUGUUUAAACUAAUUCUUCUUGAAAAAAAGGUUCUCUUUUAUAUUUCUCCAGUGAAUAAAUUGGUGGGUGCCCUGAUGACUGUGUUAUCCCUUUUUCCAGGCAUGAUUGAACAUGGUCUCAGUGACUGUUCUCAGUACAGACCCCGAAAGAGUAUGUCUGAAGAUGCUGGGCUUCAUGAAAGUAAUCCACCUGCAGAUGAUUUGGUUUCUAUGUCCGCUCCUGAAAUGUUAAAUACCAACUCAGGAACUGUUAAGAAAAUCAUGACAGGGAACCAUGGAGGAGAUGCUGGCAUCAAGACUGAAGAACCUUUGCUCCAAGCGGAAGAGGACAGCAGCAAAGGACAGGAACCCAAUGAUACCAGUCAAUAUUUGAAACCUCCUUCUCGUCCAUCUCCAGAAUCUUCAGAAAGUGACUGGGAGACCUUGGAUCCUAGUGUCUUGGAGGACCCCACCUUGAAAGAAAAGGAACAGGCGGGGUCAGAACAGACAAACUCAUUUCCAAAGGAGUCUGUGCCCUCAGACAGUCCUCCAAUUACUGUACAACCUCAAGCUAAUACAGGCCAGGUGGUCCUGAUACCAGGGCUAAUUUCUGGUUUGGAAGAGGACCAGUAUGGCAUGCCCCUGGCCAUCUUCACAAAGGGAUAUCUGUGUCUGCCAUAUAUGGCAUUGCAGCAGCACCACCUUCUCUCUGACGUCACCGUUCGCGGAUUUGUUGCUGGGGCUACUAACAUCCUCUUCCGACAACAGAAGCACCUCAGUGAUGCCAUUGUGGAGGUGGAAGAAGCUCUGAUCCAGAUCCACGAUCCGGAACUCAGGAAGCUGCUUAACCCGACCACCGCAGACCUCAGGUUCGCAGAUUACCUAGUGAGGCACGUGACGGAGAACCGAGAUGACGUCUUCCUGGAUGGCACAGGCUGGGAAGGAGGUGAUGAAUGGAUCCGAGCCCAGUUUGCAGUCUACAUCCACGCGCUGCUGGCUGCCACGCUGCAGUUAGAUAAUGAAAAGAUACUAUCGGACUAUGGGACAACCUUUGUUACAGCAUGGAAGAAUACUCACAACUACAGGGUGUGGAACAGCAACAAGCAUCCGGCACUUGCAGAAAUAAAUCCAAAUCAUCCUUUUCAAGGCCAGUACUCAGUGUCAGACAUGAAGUUAAGAUUCUCACAUUCUGUUCAAAACAGUGAACGUGGCAAAAAAAUUGGAAACGUCAUGGUCACAACCAGCCGAAAUGUUGUACAAACAGGAAAAGCUGUUGGCCAAUCAGUUGGAGGAGCUUUUUCCAGUGCAAAGACAGCUAUGUCUUCCUGGCUUUCCACUUUCGCCAGUCCCGCCCCCCAGAGUCUCACUGAGCCGCCCGACGGGAAGCCCUGACAAGGUGUCCAGAGGCUGUGGUCGCUUCCUUAAGUUUAAGUGUUCCCUGUCUGUCUGCUGCUCCCAGACUGUUCCUCUUCAUUGGCCACAGGUCCAUGGCAGGGGACCAGUACGUCGAACUGUUUACAUGGAUGGUUGCCCUCUGUCUAAACGAAUUCACAGGAUGCUGGAGAGAUGAAAUCGCAGCCAUAGAGGGGAUGGCUUUCCAGGUUGGGGUUUAAAUUGACUACUUUUAUUUCAGUCUGAGCCUGAUUAAAACACACAGUGAACCUUCUAAUGAAUUUUCAGUCCUGAUAUUCUACAUUUGUUUACUUUAGAAAAGUUUUUACUUAUGUAAAUUUUGUUCUCUUUUGCUGUUUGAAUAUCCAGGUGGCCAUUGUAAUUUAUAUGUGGUAAAAUUAAGUUAUCUUACUAUUUUAAUUUCAAGUUGGCCCUAAAAUGUGCUUAUAAAGUUAAGGGGCCAUACAGUCCAGCCCUUUGUUGUUACUUUGCUGAUUAUGUGAUGGUUUUUUGUUUGUUGGUUCUCUACCCACAAAACACACUUAUCAAUUCACUGACUCCCAGAAACGUGAAAGCCAGAGGCAGUAGUUCUGAGGAUGAAGUGUUUUGUUUUAUGUUUAUAGUUUAUUCUUUCCCAGUCCUAAGCACUUGCUCUGAGGCAUCGAGAAUGUCACAGUGGUGUUGGAGUGGUGUAACCGAAAUGUGUAUUUAGGGCAAGGCUUUAGAAGCCCUAGGUGUGAGUUCUGUCAACUCUAGUUAUCUUGCAGUCUUCUACAAGCAUUUUUUAACCCGCAGUUUGUGCCUUCUAUUUCUUCUUUUAAACCGUUUCCAAUUGGCUGUUUACAGACAUAACAGGUUUUUUCUUAGUCUGAUUCUUCAUACAGCUUUUCAAGGCACUUGGUCUUUCUACUUCCCUGAUGGAAAAUCCUUCGGUAAUCAAUCCCUACCCCAUUAUAAAAGUAUUUAUAAAAGAAAAACGAGAUGAUCCAUAAAUAUUAAAUAGAAAUCUCAUCUUCACUCACGUUUAGAAAAGCAAGAGGCAAGAGGAGAAAACUACAGCUGUGACAUCAGUCUUGUUUCACAAAGGACCUCUGGUUUCACCUUAGACACAUGCACAUGUGUGCUACGUACUGAAGAUUUUUAUACAACUGGACCUCACGUAUCUGCCAUGCACAGCUCUCAUUUGCUUUUCAAGGGGACUUUGGAUGGGUGUUCUCAGGGAGUACUUACAGGGGACAGACUUUUUUCAGUAACAAAGGACAGUUGGCAAAUAUGUUGUGAGUAUGAUCUACAUAUGAUAGGGUGUUGGGAAAAUAAGGGAUCUAAUUAAGGAGAACACGUGAUUAUAUUUGAUUAUCCCUUACAAAAUGUUGAUGUAAGAAGUAAAUUCUUCUAGGGCAUGUGAAAUGGACAUAGGGAUAUAAUCUAAAUGUCUCUAAAAUCUCCUAUUUGUGUUUAACACAAGUCUGACAAACGUAAAAGCGUACUUCCUUUUGAGCACAAUAACUCAAGAAUUCAGUGAUGAUCAAUGAAAGGGCUUAUUGUGAGAACUCUAUUAACUCCACUUCUGCUGGGGAAGUUAGCCUUCUCAGGAAAUACUAUUUGAAGAGAAGAAAGUAAUAACCAAACAACACCUUAAAAGGUAACUUUAAUUAGUGUUGCACUGAGACUAUAAAGAAUUCAUUCUAACAUCCUGUUUCUUGAGGCCACAUCAUUAGUCGGGGUGUCUAGUGUUAGUGUGCAGUUGUUAGCUCUCUACUGCCCAAGUUUCACAGCACCAAGAGCAGCUGCGAGGCCGGCCGGCGCACCGCUGGUCCAUCCUCCAGUUUGUUUGAGUUGCAGGCUUGGGGUAAACUCUCAUCUCUCACUGUUCAGAAGCAGGCCAAUCUACACGUUGCUAUCCCACUGAAAUAAAAAUGGUUACGUGAAAUUUAACUUUGCUUUAAGAUCACUUUUUCCCCAUUUUAACAUAUACCUUUACAUGAACUUGCUAUUAAUUUUUCUAGUUCAGAGUUCAGCUCUUAAGCUGGUCAUUUAACUGACUUUCAGCAUAAAGCGAGUAUCUCAAAAGAUAGAACUUUUGUCAGAGAAGUAGUCAAAAGACUGUAACUAUAUUUCCUUCAGGUUCUGGGAGGCAUUGGAGUUUUCAGAGAGCGUAAACUAAUAUGUUGUUGGCAGGGGCCCCAGGGCGGCCAGCACAGUUGAAGGCAGGAAGCUUGGCCCCUUGUCCUGGGAGCCCGCGUGCUUGUGACUUGGAUUCCAGGCUUCAGCUGAGUGGCCAGCCCCAGAAGCUGUAGCCUUCCUGGUUCUGUGAGCCACGGGAGCCAACAUGGGGCCAUCUUUAGACAUAGCACCGGUAAAGGUGGAUGUUCUGCUUUGGCCACACUUGCUCCAGUCCCUUUGUGUCUAAGAACUGAGUAUUGGUAAGUAGGCCUGAGGGAGCUAGGGUCAGCCAGGCCUUUCCAGGGUGUGCCAGCCACACAGACUGCAUCUAUAGCUUGGCGGUGGCCUCACUGCUAUCUAGGUAACUUAAAAGUAGUGCUGGGGAAAAGUCCCUGGCAUUUAGUUCCUACUAAGGCAUUGUGAUGACAAUUGACAUAGGGAAGGAAAAGAGUUAAGGCUACCAACCACCCGACCUGCGUUAAGAGAAAAAGUUGCAUGUCAAGAGUGAGGCUCAGAGUUAUCUCGUGUAUGCAUUUGACUCACAUAACCAGGAUGAAUAGUCUAUCUCCAGAUCCCCUAGUGAUUUACUAGUUAGUGCCCAAGCUCUAAAACAAUCCUUAUCUACUUUUUGCUUUAAGAAACAGCAGAAAUAUCCUCAGGCAGCAAACCAGAGCAUAUGACGUGAUUUCCUGAAUCUUAUCUUGCUUUCUCAGUUCUAUAUUAAGCAUUGGAUUUUUUUUUUAUGAUAAUUUACUUUAGAAACGUAAGAAGAAAGCAAAUUUGGAAGGGAGAGAAGUUAGAAGUCACAAAAUUGAGGAACAAGGUACUUACAAUCUGAAUGAAGGUAUUCUGAGGACACAGUAUUUAAUGUGCUGAAAGUUAUAAGAAUUCUUUUACAGAGAAGUUAGGAUUUUAAUCUACUGGUUACAAGUUUGAAAAUGAAGCUAUAAUAUCUCCCCGGCAGGCAGGUUUUGUUCUUACUUUGUUUUGUGGAAGUUACAGCCCGUGUUUCCCUCUGGGCCUGGUGACGAGUUGGGGAGCGUUCAGCUCUGGAAGGGGCAGUGGACUGAUCUUGAACCGCAUGAACUUUUUUAUCCUUGUCAGUGGUUGGGGCGAGUAGCCUGUGAGGACAGUAGCUGCUACAUGUUGUCCAUUAUUUUAUCAGGGAGCUGGUUGGGACUCGAGAUGGCAUCAACAUUUGCAUGCCACCAGAGGUGGCCCAGCAUUCGUGGCCUUUCCACCCAGGUCGGUGGGCAGCCAUUAAAGCUGACAGGGAGCGCAGCCCUGGUUUCUAGAAGAGGAUUGUCAUUCUGUGCAACGCAGUGUGCCACUGGGAGUAUUUCAUUCCAGGUCUUUGGACUUCGUGACAUUGGAAUUGUUUUUUCAUAAUUUCCAACAUUCCAUAAAUAUUUGUCAAGGACAAAGAAGAGGAAUGUGGAUCUUUAUUGUUUUCAUAUAAAUAACUUUGUACGUGUGACUUCCUGCUUUCGUAUGAAGGGGAAGAAAUUAGCUCCUCCCUUGUAUGGUAACUCCAGAAUUAAAAAGAUUGUGCACGUAUAGGGGUUGAGUAUAUUUUGUAAAACUCUAAUGAUUUGUAUUUCUGUGCUGUUCUAAAGUUUACCUUUUUACUUCUAUUAAUUAAAGAUAUAGAAACUAUAUAUUUAAAUCAUGUAAAUGGGACACAAUUUAGGGUUUUUUCCCCAGUCUUCUUUUUCAUCAGCUUCUCACACACACAGUAUGCUGCUCAGAUUUUUUUGUGUGCAAUAUAAACAUUUGAACAUUUCAGUCAGGUACUGAGCCAGAAAUGGUAAUUGAAGUUUUUUAGAAAGCUUCUGUGCUUAGAAAAUACUUUGUUUUCUUGAAAUAUUAAUAAUUUAUAGCUGGAAAAAUAGGAUCAAGACUUAAUGUGUUUCAGGCCACUUGGUCAUUGCUUCCUAAAUGUAGGAAGCGUUUGAUUAACAAGUUGGUGAAGGCAUUUAGUGGUCACAAAAAUAGUUUAAAUAUUUGAGAUUAAAGGCUUCCCGCAAACCCUCUGAGAAAGUUUAGCUAAGAAAUCUUAGAAAGUUUUCUGAGGAGGUUUGGCUUUGGCACAUGUUUUGAUCAGAAAGAUAGUUUCUCUUUGCUCCAGUAGGUUUAUAAUUUGUACUAGUUCUUUCUUUCCGUUGUCAUUUGUUAAAAAAAAAAAAAAUGUUAAAAUUAUAAAUCACGUCUAAUCAUAGUGAAUUGUAAAAGUUCUGUAUUUUUAUUUUAAGGAAACAUAAGAAUAAAAUUAUCCUGUUUGUCCUGCA
Messenger RNA from Neofelis nebulosa (Clouded leopard), 6628 nucleotides. RefSeq names its product AVL9 cell migration associated (gene AVL9). Gene Ontology annotation, cellular component: cytoplasm. Lineage: Eukaryota; Metazoa; Chordata; Mammalia; Carnivora; Felidae. The coding region runs from base 228 to 2177 and encodes 649 amino acids. The record is from RefSeq and is a predicted model, not a curated record. The transcript is spliced from 16 exons.